CUUCCUUGUGUCCCUUAUCUGCAGUCAGUUAGCAGCUUACUCUAACAUGAGCCAUGAUUUCUCUCACACAAUCGCCUCGGUUUUCUACUCUUCCCAUAAAUCCUCCAUUUUCAAAGACAAAUUACGCCGGUGCCAAAAUCCUCUUUCCGCCAAACAUUAACACCAAUGCGUACAGAAGAAAGUGCUUAGCUGGUGACCAAUCCCAGCCGCAAACCAGAGGUCCCCAAAAGCAGCGGCAGAAUUCUGAGAGGCCGCGCAAGAAGAGCCAACAGCAACUAGAUGAGGACAAAAAUGACGGCAUCGACCCUGUCGGAUUCCUCGCCAAACACGGUAUUACGGACAAAGCCUUUGCCCAGUUCCUUCGUGAGCGGCAUAAGGCGUUUAAGGACUUGAAGGAUGUUUUGUAUUAUCGCCACCUCAAUCUUCAUGAGCUGGCUUCUGGGUUCGAGAUACUUGGCAUGCACCGGAAUGUGCAGCACCGUGUGGAUUUCAUGGACUGGGCUCCAGGUGCUCGCUAUUGUUCUCUGGUGGGGGAUUUUAAUGGUUGGUCACCAACCGAGAAUUCUGCCAGGGAGGGUCAUCUUGGCCAUGAUGACUAUGGCUACUGGUUCAUAAUUCUUGAAGAUAAACUAAAGGACGGAGAAGAACCUGACCAAGUGUACUUCCAACAGUACAAUUACGUCGACGAUUAUGAUAAAGGUGACAGUGGUGUUACAGUUGAAGAAGUUUUCCAGAGAGCUAAUGAUGAGUACUGGGAACCUGGCGAAGACCGGUUCAUAAAUUCACGUUUCGAGUUAGCAGCAAAAUUGUUUGAGCAAAUAUUUGGGCCUAAUGGGCCGCAGACGGAAGAGGAACUGGAAGAAAUACCAGACCCGAAAACAAGAUACAAAGCAUGGAAAGAGAAGCAUAAAGACGAUCCUCCUAGCAACCUUCCACCUUGUGAUGUGAUUGAUGAUGGAAAAGACCAUGAUGAGUUUGAAGUCAUAACUGAUCCUGCAUGGCAAGAGAAAUUCAAAUCUAAGAAGCCCCCUAUUCCAUAUUGGCUGGAGACUCGUAAAGGAAGGAAAGCUUGGUUAAAAAAGUAUAGUCCUGGGAUUCCCCAUGGAAGCAAAUACAGGGUGUACUUCAACACAUCAAUGGGGCCUUUGGAGAGAAUUCCUGCUUGGGCUACUUAUGUGGUUCCAGAAGCAAAUGGCAAUCUACCUUUUGCUGUUCAUUGGGAACUGCCUCCUGAAAGUGCCUACAGAUGGAAACAUAAGCAUCCACCAAAGCCAAAAUCUUUGCGAAUUUAUGAGUGCCAUGUUGGGAUAAGUGGAAAGGAUCCUGGAGUUUCUAGCUUCAAUGAGUUCACUGACAAUGUUUUAACUCAUGUAAAGGAAGCUGGAUACAAUGCGAUACAAUUGAUUGGAGUUCCUGAGCACAAAGAUUAUUUCACUGUUGGCUAUAGGGUGACAAAUUUCUUUGCUGUUAGCAGCCGUUUCGGCACACCUGAAGACUUCAAGAGAUUAGUGGAUGAAGCACAUGGGCUUGGUUUUCUUGUUUUCCUAGAUAUCGUUCAUUCAUAUGCUGCAGCUGAUGAAAUGGUUGGGUUAUCAUUUUUUGAUGGAGCAAAUGAUUGCUACUUCCACUCUGGUAAAAGAGGCCACCACAAAUUUUGGGGCACAAGGAUGUUCAGAUAUGGAGACCAUGAUGUGUUGCAUUUCCUUCUUUCAAAUUUAAAUUGGUGGAUAGUGGAAUACCACAUUGAUGGCUUUAAUUUUCAUUCUCUCGCAUCAAUGAUGUAUACGCACAAUGGAUUUACUACUCUUACUGGCGAUAUGGAAGAGUUCUGUAACCAAUAUGUCGACAAGGAUGCUUUCCUCUACCUCAUAUUAGCAAAUGAGAUAUUGCACGCCCUUCAUCCAAAUAUAGUGACAAUUGCUGAAGAUGCCACACUUUAUCCAGGACUCUGUGAACCAACUUCUCAAGGUGGAUUGGGAUUUGAUUAUUUCGUUAAUCUCUCUGCAUCAGAAUUGUGGUUGUCAUUCCUUGAGAAUGUUCCUGACCAUGAAUGGAGCAUGACUAAGUCCAUUUCAGGGGGGCGUUCAUUUGCUGAAAUACUUUUUGGUUCAGCUAACACAGAGGAGGCCUUGCUUAGGGGCUCGUCUUUGCAUAAGAUGAUCCGAUUAAUCACAUUUACAGUUGGUGGUCGAGCAUACCUCAAUUUUAUGGGCAAUGAAUUUGGGCACCCAAAGAGGGUCGAGUUCCCAAUGUCGAGCAACAAAUUUUCCUAUUCACUUGCUAACCGUCACUGGGAGCUUUUGGAGGACGAAUUUCAUCGCAAAUUGUUUGUUUUUGAUAAAGACAUGAUGAAACUGGAUGAAGAUGGAAAAAUACUCCUGAAAGGUUCAAGAGUUCUUCCGAAUAUUCACCAUGUCAAUGAUGCAAUGAUGGUGAUAUCUUACUUACGAGGUCCUUUUCUCUUGGUCUUCAAUUUUCACCCAACAAAUUCAUAUGAAAGAUAUCGCAUAGGUGUUGAAGAAGCUGGAGAAUAUCAAAUUGUGUUGAAUACAGAUGAUGUUAUUUAUGGUGGUCGAGGAUUAAUUGUUAAAGAUCAAUAUUCUCAGAGGACCAUUAGCAGGAGAGUCGAUGGUGCUAGAUAUUGCCUGGAAGUGCCACUCCCUAACAGAACUGCUCAGGUCUACAAGUUAACUCGGAUUCUUAGAGUAUAACUUUGUGGGCUUAUGAGCCUCUAAAUUCGUCAUGUGAUUCUACAACCACUUGCUGUCAUUUUUGAGUUGAUGAUAAACAUCAAUACAUCGAAUGGCAACUUUGGCCCUGAAUCAUGCUAUCCAGAUAUUUCUUGUGCUCAUUCCAUGGAUCGUUUAAUAGGAAAUCUCACAUUGUAAACAUAUUUGGAAAGUAUGAGGUGCUUUGUAAGUUUCAGAAUUGCAAGGGUAAAUACUACGUGGAAUUCAGCACUCAAUGAUGUUCUCUGAUGUAGUAUGGGAUUUUGAGGGCCGCAAAUAAUGUAUGUGGGCUCACGACGACUUAAGUGCUCCAGUUGAAUGUUUUAUUGUGAGCCGAGUCUCUCCAUGCUCUAUAAUUGUUUGCAAAGAACUGUUUUAUUAGAAUUAGAAGUGGUGAUAGAAAAGUUGUAGUAGCUGACAAUUGGAGGAUGUUAUUUUUGUAAAUAGACUAUUCUGACUAAUUUAAUGGUGAAUUGGUGUUAAGAUGAUUGUUUAAUUUGGGAAACUUCUGGUGAAAAUAGUUAUUUUUCA
Molecule: messenger RNA, 3260 nt
Organism: Striga asiatica
Lineage: Eukaryota; Viridiplantae; Streptophyta; Magnoliopsida; Lamiales; Orobanchaceae
Source: the annotation of a GenBank genome assembly